GGAUGCUGCAAGGGGGCGGAGCACUUCCCAUCCCUAAAAUCCACAACUUCCUAAAAAAAGCUCAGUAAGCUGCUGGUGGUUGCUACACUGCUGCUAAAGUCCCCAAAAUAUCGGAAACUGGCUCCACAGUAGCUUGGAACAAGGCUUUCAGUGUUGCUGCCCCAUUCAUUCUGUGGAACAGCAACCCUGUUGAAAUAUACCAGGCAUGCACUAUCUGUACUUUCUAAAACAAUGGAAGACGUUUCUGUGUGAACAAGGUUUUUCAGCAGCUCAAAAAUCCUUUGCCACAGGUGUUCAUUUUGUAUUGUUUUUAAACCUACAGUAUAUUCAGUUAUUUUUUAUAUAGUUUUAAAAACCAUUUCAGCUGUUUUUAUUAUAUAUUUGUAAAUCACAUUGACACACAUGUAAAAGGGAAUUUAUAAUUUCAGCGACAGUCAUUAAAAUAAUGUUGGAAUUUCUUAUAAAUAUAGGGAAAAUGUUAAAAAUGUGGUUGCUGGGCUGGGACAUGUAAGGAAGAAAAAAAGGAAAGCAAGUGUUGGCAAAGCUACCAGUUUUUUGUACUCACUUGGUGUACUCACACGCUUGUAAUAUUUCACUUGGUGUAAUAUUAACUCAGCCAUUUAUGCAACAGCUGAGAAGAUGAGUCAGCAGUUUGCAAAACGCCAUUUUUAAAAGCAGCCAAGAAUAAGGGAAGAAAAUGCAGAUUUCUAUUUUCACAGUUGAUGCCUUUACAGAUCAGCCGUUUUCUGGAAAUCCUGCAGCUGUUUGUCUUCUUGAAGAUGAACUGGAAGAAGGUUGGCACCAAAAAAUCGCAAAAGAAAUGAACCUCUCAGAAACGGCAUUCAUGAGGAAACUGGAUCCUACUGAUGACUUUACAAGAAGUUCCCAUUUUGGAUUAAGGUGGUUUACACCAGCUAAGGAGGUCCCACUCUGUGGCCACGCUACCCUUGCCUCAGCAGCUGUGUUAUUCCAUAACAAGAAAAAUGUGAAUUCAACCCUCACUUUCGUAACUCUGAGUGGAGAAUUAAAUGCCAGACAAGCAGGCGAUCGUAUUAUCCUGGACUUACCCCUUUAUCCUACUUAUCCACAGGAUUUCCAGGAAGUGGAAAAGUUAGUGAAGGCAGCUGUAGGCGAUAUGAAUGUUCAAGAUGUUCGCUAUUCUCCUGACACAAAGAAGCUCCUUGUCUGUCUCAGUGAUGCUUAUGGAAGGUCUGAUCUGGAGAAAAUACAAGUGAAUGGCCAAGAACUUUUGCUGGCUGAGAAGACUGGGAAAGUCCAAGGAUUAAUAGUCACACUUAAAGGAGAUUUCCAUGGAAAACAUGAAAGCUAUGACUUUUUCUCUCGAUACUUUGCUCCGUGGGUUGGAGUUUUAGAAGAUCCUGUCACAGGAUCUGCUCAUACUGUCUUAAGUAGUUACUGGUCACAACAACUGGGAAAAAAGGAAAUGUGUGCAUUUCAGUGUUCUGCUCGUGGAGGAAAGUUGAAGAUUCUGCUUCGGCCUGAUGGAAGAGUAGAUGUCAGUGGCCAAACAGUCAUUGUGUUGAAGGGUUUUUUGACCAUUUAAGAAAAUACGCUGAAAAAAGGAGAGAGAGAAAAUAAAAUUAAAUAAAGCUCUUCGUCAUUACAAAUUUCCAUUUCUUCUUAUCGUUGCUGAUGCAGAUGAAUAUUUUACAGAGACAACGACUACUUAAAUCAAAAGGCAAAUUGGACAUAAUUCAGAAGACAGGCAAUUUAACUGAAGUUUGAUUUUAUAGUUUUAUCUGAUUUUUAUUUGUUGCAUUGCAUAUUUGUAAACUGCCCUGAGACUAUUGUGGUAUAUAAUUUUUUAAAAAUUAAAAUAAAAUAAAAUGUUUGUAUAUUUUUA
Podarcis raffonei (Aeolian wall lizard) is the source of this 1864-nucleotide messenger RNA. It is a transcript of the gene PBLD, whose product is annotated as phenazine biosynthesis like protein domain containing. Bases 698 to 1564 code for a protein of 288 amino acids. The transcript is spliced from 9 exons. Lineage: Eukaryota; Metazoa; Chordata; Lepidosauria; Squamata; Lacertidae. Gene Ontology annotation, cellular component: cytoplasm. The record is from RefSeq and is a predicted model, not a curated record. Gene Ontology annotation, molecular function: isomerase activity. Gene Ontology annotation, biological process: biosynthetic process.